AUAUCGAUAUUCUCCUGCCACAAAAACACCGAUUAUUUCCUAAUCAAGCAUUUUUGCCGUGAUGUUUGUGUUCUCUUUCUGAAUAUUUCCGCAAUUUCCCGGUGAAAAUGCUACUAAAAGAGCAAAUAAAGUUCGACAUUGAAUGGGGGCACGAGCGGCUCGUUCGGGCACAGCAGGCAGUUGAAUUGCGCCCCUAUGAUUUGGAAUCGUGGUCUGUGCUCAUCCGCGAGGGGCAGAGUCGUCAUGUGCACGAAGUACGAUCCCUCUAUGAAUCCCUGGUGUCGGUAUUCCCGACAACAGCACGCUACUGGAAGAUCUACAUUGAACAGGAAAUGCGAGCCCGGAACUACGAAAGAGUGGAGAAACUCUUUCAACGAUGCCUCGUGAAGAUUCUCAACAUUGAUCUGUGGAAGCUCUACUUGACCUAUGUGAAGGAGACUAAAUCCGGGCUCAGCACCCACAAGGAGAAAUUAGCACAAGCGUAUGAUUUUGCAUUGGAGAAAAUUGGCAUGGAUCUCCAUUCGUAUUCCAUCUGGUCGGAUUACAUACAAUUCCUCAAGAGUGUGGAAGCCGUUGGGAGUUAUGCGGAAAAUCAGAAGAUCACAGCUGUCCGGAAGGUGUAUCAGAAGGCCGUUGUUACACCAAUAAUUGGCAUUGAGAUCCUCUGGAAGGAGUACAUUGCCUUUGAGCAGAACAUCAAUCCAAUUAUUUCGGAAAAGAUGAGCUUGGAACGUUCACGGGACUACAUGAAUGCCCGACGUGUGGCGAAGGAAUUGGAGAUUGUUACGCGUGGGCUGAAUCGGAAUCUCCCAGCAUUGCCACCGAAUCUCAGUAAGGAUGAGAUGAAGCAGGUGGAGCUGUGGAAGAAGUAUAUUGCAUUUGAGAAGUCAAAUCCACUGAGGAGUGAGGACACCGCCCUCGUGACACGUCGUGUGAUGUUUGCCACGGAACAGUGUCUCCUUGUGCUCACGCAUCAUCCAGCUGUGUGGCAUCAGGCAGCCCAAUUUCUCGAUCAAAGCUCCAAAUUGCUCACGGAGAAGGGUGACGUGAAUGCGGCGCGUGCUUUCAGCGAUGAAGCCGCCAAUGUGCUGGAACGUGCUACAAACGGCGUGCUGAGUCGCAAUAUGUUGCUGUAUUUUGCUUAUGCUGACUUCGAGGAGGGGCGCAUGAAGUAUGAGAAAGUGCAUCAGAUGUACAAUAAAUUCCUCUCAAUUCCCGACAUUGAUCCCACACUCGCCUACGUGCAGUACAUGAAGUUUGCACGACGUGCUGAAGGGAUUAAAUCCGCCAGGGCAGUGUUCAAGAAUGCCCGUGAGGACAUCCGUUCGCGCUAUCAUGUGUUCGUCGCAGCGGCCCUCAUGGAGUACUAUUGCAGCAAAGACAAAGACAUUGCUUUUCGCAUCUUUGAGUUGGGCCUAAAACGUUUUGGUGGUAGCCCGGAGUACGUAAUGUGCUACAUUGACUACUUGUCGCAUCUCAAUGAGGACAACAACACACGCGUUCUCUUUGAACGAGUUCUCUCCUCGGGUGGUCUUACACCCCAUUUAUCCGUUGAAGUAUGGAAUAGAUUCCUCGAAUUUGAAUCAAAUAUCGGCGAUUUAUCGAGUAUUGUGAAGGUGGAGCGUCGUCGUAGUGCAGUGUUGGAGAAUUUGAAGGAAUUCGAAGGGAAGGAAACAGCCCAACUUGUUGAUCGCUACAAAUUCCUCGAUCUCUACCCAUGCUCCUCCGUUGAAUUGCGUUCCAUUGGCUAUUCCGACACAAAAGGCAUACUCACAUCCAAAGCCACAACCACCACAGAUGCCACAGAGAACAUCAAUCAACUGCCACGUCUUGAUUUAUCACAGAUGAUCCCCUAUAAGCCCAAACCCAACGCCUUCCCCGGGGAACAUCCCCUUGGCGGUGGAACCUUCCCCCAACCACCAGCAUUGGCGGCUCUGUGUGCCCAAUUACCACCACCAGUCUCCUUCCAGGGUCCUUUUGUUUCCGUGGAGCACCUAAUUGACAUUUUCAAUCGCAUCCAAUUGCCCGAACCACCCGUACCAACGGGUGAGAAUGGUUUCAACACAAAACUCUUCGAUUUGGCCAAAUCUGUGCACUGGAUUGUCGACGAUAGCACCUACACGGGUGAAGGGGGUCUCAAGAGGAGACGCAUUGUGCCCGGUGGUGAUGACAGUGAUGACGAUCAAGCAGCUCCGGUGCCACCAUCCAAUGAUAUCUACCGUCUGAGGCAACAAAAGAGAUUCAACAAACGUACAUACUUUACGUGAAAAAUCUGUUUUGUCAUAAAUACAAAAAAAUGUAAUAAAUUGAGAAAUUUUAAUGUGAAUUUGGGAAAAUAUAAAAAAUGUUUUUUUCUUGGAA
Messenger RNA from Lutzomyia longipalpis, 2361 nucleotides. RefSeq names its product protein suppressor of forked (gene su(f)). The transcript is spliced from 5 exons. Gene Ontology annotation, molecular function: protein binding; mRNA binding. Gene Ontology annotation, biological process: mRNA 3'-end processing. Gene Ontology annotation, cellular component: nucleus. The record is from RefSeq and is a predicted model, not a curated record. The coding region runs from base 108 to 2267 and encodes 719 amino acids. Lineage: Eukaryota; Metazoa; Arthropoda; Insecta; Diptera; Psychodidae.